Messenger RNA from Mesorhabditis belari, 300 nucleotides. The record is from the annotation of a GenBank genome assembly. NCBI's taxonomy places the organism in Eukaryota, Metazoa, Nematoda, Chromadorea, Rhabditida, Rhabditidae.
AUGCGAUUAUUGUCAUUCUUGCUUUUGCUAAGCCUUCUACUUCCCGUCAUUUACAUGAAAGUCUCAAAGAAACCGAUGCCAAUGAUGACGAGGAUUCAAAAACGGCCAGGAAAACUUACUGCUUUGCCACGAGCGCCAGCAACAGUGAGUCAAACAAAACCCACUGCACAAAGGAAAGUGCCAGUUGUUGCAGUAAAAGCAAAAACUAGGCCAAAGAAACUUGAAUGGUUGGCGGGCGGCCGGGAAAGGCAGGCAAAUCUGUGGGCAGAGUUGGUGGCAAAGAAACCAUUGUCAGGGAAA